GUUUUUUUUUGUUGAUUUCUUUCUUAACGAAUGAAUGUUCUCGUAAAGCAUGGCUAAUUACACGAAGAAACGCUCGUGCAUGGAAUUAAAAGAGAGAUGAUGCAUGUAAAAUUGUUUUUACUACUUCUCUUCUUUCUUGGUUUGUUCUUUCAAAAUAUGAAUUUUCUAUAUUUACAGUUCUUCCUUCGCCUUUACUUUAUCUGGUCGGUGGCAGCCGCUAGCCUGCUAUCAUAUUUACCAUUUGGAUGUCGCACAGACAAUCUUAAUCCAUUCCCCCAUUUUUUGAUUACCUGCCACGCCUGCGACUACGAGGAUCCAUUAUUUUAUUCUUUUGCUAACUUUAUGCAUGUCACUCCUUUAUUGUUUUACCUUUUACUUUUGUAUUAGUGCCUAAACUUUUUAUUCCAUACCAUUCAUUGUUUCUGGAUUUUAUCAAACAUAUAACUUUCUGAGGGAAUAACGUGCAUUCACACAUCGGCGUGACGAAUCAGCUAAUUGAUUUGCCAUAGUUUCUUCUAUUAUGUCUUCUCAGUAUUUGUUCUUUACCUAAUCCAUUGAUGAUACGGUUCUGAUUUGAUCAAGAACUACCAGAGUUUUUUUUAUCAGAAUGGUAUCGGUUGAUAACGGGAUUUUGAAUCCCAAAGAUGAAAUUGAGGAAUGUAAUGGCAGUAAAGUGAAGGAGUUUGUUUCUAUAGAUAUUUCAACUACUCGAGAAACAUUUCUGAGCAGUGAGGAUUCCCAGAGAAAGGUUGAAGAAGGCACUUUAAGUUCUUCUGUUUCUAAUAGGAUAAAUUUUCUUAAAUUUGGUUCGGCAUCUGCCAAAUUCAAGAGGCUUGCUAUUGAGAGAGACAAGGUUUCAAUAUCUGUGCCUUCUCCUCGUUCAAAGGGCCUAGAAGCACGUUUCAGAGGCAUGCUUGCUCUGAAACUUGAUGGGGGUUCAGUCAAGAAGAUGUGCGUAGAGUGGAUUAAAAGUCCAGUGAACAUGGCCCUUUUUGUGUGGAUCACAUGUGUUGCUAUUUCGGGUGCAAUUCUGUUCCUGGUCAUGACAGGCAUGUUGAAUGGUGUGCUUCCGAAGAAGUCUCAGAGAAAUGCAUGGUUUGAAAUAAAUAACCAAAUACUCAAUGCAUUGUUUACACUCAUGUGCUUGUAUCAACACCCUAAGAGGUUCUACCACCUUGUUCUUCUCAUCAGAUGGAAACCAAAUGACAUCUCUAAACUUAGAAAUUUGUACUGCAAGAAUGGUACUUACAAGCCCCAUGAGUGGAAACAUAUGAUGGUAGUGGUUAUUCUCCUUCAUGUUAACUGUUUCGCCCAAUAUGCAGUUUGUGCUCUAAACUUGGGUUAUAAAAGAUCUGAGAGACCCGCCAUUGGAGUUGGAAUAUGUAUGUCUUUUGCAAUUGCUGCUCCUGCGGUUGCUGGUCUGUACACCAUUCUCAGUCCACUUGGAAAGGACUAUGACUGUGACACGGAUGAAGAAGUACAGCUGAGAGAGAAACCAUGCGAGAAGAAGUAUUCAUUUGCAUCAAAAGAUCAACAAAGAUUUGUUGAAAAUAGACCAAAGUGGAGUGGAGGAAUACUUGACAUUUGGAGCGAUAUUUCCUUAGCAUAUCUCUCACUUUUCUGCACCUUUUGUGUCUUUGGGUGGAAUAUGGAGAGACAUGGCUUUGGAAACAUGUAUGUCCAUAUUGCAACUUUUAUGCUAUUUUGUAUGGCACCUUUCUGGAUUUUCAUUUUGGCUUCCGUUAACAUAGAUGAUGACAAUAUUAGGCUGGCUCUGGGAGCUGUUGGAAUCGUUCUUUGUUUUCUUGGUUUACUGUAUGGUGGAUUUUGGAGGAUCCAAAUGAGAAAGAGGUUCAACUUACCUGCCUAUGACUUCUGUUUUGGCAAACCUUCAGCUUCUGAUUGCACACUUUGGCUAUGUUGUUCUUGGUGCUCUCUUGCUCAAGAAGCAAGAACAGGAAAUAACUACGAUCUUGUGAUAGAUAAGUUCUCCAGGAAACAAACUGAUGAUACUGGCAACCAACCUUCAAUCUCACCUUUGGCUAGGGAAGAUGUAGUAUCAACCAACUCUGGCACAAGUUCAGUGAGUGGCAACUCUUCACCUUUUAUAUUGAAAACCAAUGUGUUAAAGGAAGAUUAUAGAGCAGAUAGUAUUGUAGAAAAAGAGAAUUGUGAAAGAGGUGAUGAUGGAACAAUGAAUCCACCGGAUCCUAUAUUCAUACAAAGAGAGUGAUUCAAGAGUUUUACAAUUUUAACGUCUGUUCUAACUCGUAAACAUACGUGUCUUUUCCUUCUUUUUCAAUCAAAACAUACAAUGCGUUCUAUUGAGGGAAUUUCGCUCUUGUUUUUAAUU
Messenger RNA from Vigna radiata var. radiata (mung bean), 2353 nucleotides. RefSeq lists its product as uncharacterized. NCBI's taxonomy places the organism in Eukaryota, Viridiplantae, Streptophyta, Magnoliopsida, Fabales, Fabaceae. Gene Ontology annotation, molecular function: cyclase activity. Gene Ontology annotation, biological process: sesquiterpene biosynthetic process. Bases 608 to 2233 code for a protein of 541 amino acids. The record is from RefSeq and is a predicted model, not a curated record. The transcript is spliced from 2 exons.